Messenger RNA from Hansenula ciferrii, 660 nucleotides. RefSeq names its product putative exonuclease. The transcript has a single exon. Lineage: Eukaryota; Fungi; Ascomycota; Saccharomycetes; Phaffomycetales; Wickerhamomycetaceae. The record is from RefSeq and is a predicted model, not a curated record. Bases 1 to 660 code for a protein of 219 amino acids. Gene Ontology annotation, molecular function: nucleic acid binding; exonuclease activity. Gene Ontology annotation, cellular component: nucleus.
AUGCCGCGUCCUACAAUCGAAGAUUUGAGAUCAUUGAUUUUAACAUUUGAGGAUAUGAAGAAGGAUCGAAGAUACCCAAUUCAUUCUGCUUCUCCAGGUUGCCCAGAUGGAGGAGAAACCAUAAGAGAAAACUGGGUUUCAAGUCAGUUCUCCAAUACAGAAGGACCUACAAAAGCAUAUGCUUUAGGGUGUGAGUUUGUUGUGAUGGAUGAUGAUACAAGGCAGGUUGGUCAUAUUAUGUUACUUGAUUUUGAUGGUAAAGUGGUGUUCGAUGAACUCAUUAGACCUAGAGGCCAGAUUAAAACUGUAUUAGCUAAACACAAUAGUCAAACUCCAAUAAGAUUUAUUGAACAUUCAUGGUUUAGUCUCAAAGAUAUACAAGAUAGGUUAUUUAAGAUUGUUAGCGCUGAAGAUAUUAUAAUUGGUCAUACUGUUUAUAAAGAUCUACAAGCUCUUGAAUGGAAACAUCCAAAGAUAGUUGAUACAGUUAAAAUAUUUAGUUACAUUCAUCCACAGGAGUCACCAUCUUUAGACUUUUUAACUCUUUACUUUCUCGGUUCUGAAUAUGUUGAUAAGAUAAGUCGUUUCUCUGGACCAGUGGUAGAUGCAAGAGCUGUAUUGGAUUUAACUAAAUUUGAAAUUAAAUGCUGGAAUUUAUGA